GGCUCCAGUAGUUACACCGUACGUUCUCUUCACCUAGUCAGAGACCUCACUGCCAAGGCCAGUCUGCCAAGGAGAAAUUAAGCUUCUUUUGCUCCCUCACUACUGCGACUACAGAAGAAUCUGAAGCCAGGAGUCCCCUUAGUGGAGAUACACUCCGUACCCACAGAAGCACCACUUCCGCUGACGUCAUCACGCCGACACGUGGAUCCAAGAUGGCGGCGGCGAUGAUUUGGUGGCCAAGGUUCCUGCUACUUCUCUGUCUAACAUGUAAAGGAAGCACCUUCUAUGUCCCUGGAGUCGCACCAAUCAAUUUCCACCAAAACAACCCAGUAGAGAUCAAGGCUGUGAAGCUUACCAGCUCUCGAACUCAGCUUCCUUAUGAGUACUACUCACUGCCCUUCUGCCAGCCCAUCAAGAUAACCUACAAGGCAGAGAAUCUGGGAGAGGUGCUGAGAGGGGACCGGAUUGUCAACACCCCUUUCCAGGUUCUCAUGAACAGUGAGAAGAAGUGUGAAGUUCUAUGCAACCAAUCUAACAAGCCAAUAACCUUGACAGUGGAACAGAGCCGGCUGGUGGCCGAGAGAAUCACAGAAGAGUACUACGUUCACCUCAUUGCUGACAACCUGCCUGUGGCCACCCGGCUGGAGCUCUACUCCAGCAACCGAGACAGUGAUGACAAGAAGAAAGAAAAAGAUGUGCAGUUUGAACAUGGCUACCGACUUGGCUUCACAGAUGUCAACAAGAUCUACCUGCACAAUCACCUCUCAUUCAUCCUUUAUUACCACCGGGAGGACAUGGAAGAGGACCAGGAGCCCACAUACCGUGUCGUCCGCUUCGAGGUGAUUCCCCAGAGCAUCAGGCUGGAGGACCUCAAAACAGGCGAGAAGAGUUCAUGCACCCUACCCGAGGGUGCCAACUCCUUACCCCAAGAAAUUGACCCCACUAAGGAGAAUCAACUGUACUUCACCUACUCUGUGCACUGGGAGGAAAGUGACAUCAAAUGGGCCUCUCGAUGGGACACUUACCUAACCAUGAGUGAUGUGCAGAUCCACUGGUUUUCCAUCAUUAACUCUGUCGUGGUGGUCUUCUUCCUGUCAGGCAUCCUCAGCAUGAUUAUCAUUCGGACCCUGCGGAAGGACAUCGCCAACUACAACAAGGAGGAUGACAUUGAGGACACUAUGGAGGAGUCUGGGUGGAAGCUUGUGCAUGGUGAUGUCUUCAGGCCGCCCCAGUAUCCCAUGAUCCUCAGCUCUCUGUUGGGCUCAGGCAUUCAGCUCUUCUGCAUGAUCCUGAUUGUCAUCUUCGUGGCCAUGCUUGGGAUGCUGUCACCGUCCAGCCGGGGAGCUCUCAUGACCACUGCCUGCUUCCUCUUCAUGUUCAUGGGGGUAUUUGGUGGAUUUUCUGCUGGUCGUCUCUACCGAACUCUAAAAGGCCAUAGGUGGAAGAAAGGAGCCUUCUGUACAGCGACACUGUAUCCUGGUGUGGUCUUCGGCAUCUGCUUUGUGUUGAAUUGCUUCAUCUGGGGAAAGCACUCAUCAGGAGCGGUACCAUUUCCCACCAUGGUGGCAUUGCUGUGUAUGUGGUUCGGGAUCUCCCUGCCCCUUGUCUACUUGGGCUACUAUUUCGGCUUCCGAAAGCAGCCAUAUGAUAACCCUGUGCGUACAAACCAGAUUCCCCGGCAGAUCCCUGAACAACGGUGGUACAUGAACCGAUUUGUGGGCAUCCUCAUGGCUGGGAUCCUGCCCUUUGGCGCCAUGUUCAUUGAGCUGUUCUUCAUCUUCAGUGCAAUCUGGGAGAACCAGUUCUAUUACCUCUUCGGUUUCCUGUUCCUCGUUUUCAUCAUCCUGGUGGUGUCCUGUUCACAAAUCAGCAUCGUCAUGGUAUACUUCCAGCUGUGUGCAGAGGAUUACCGCUGGUGGUGGAGGAAUUUCCUUGUCUCGGGGGGAUCUGCAUUCUACGUCCUGGUUUAUGCCAUCUUUUAUUUUGUUAACAAGCUGGACAUCGUGGAGUUCAUCCCUUCUCUCCUCUACUUCGGCUACACCACCCUCAUGGUCCUGUCCUUCUGGCUGCUCACAGGGACCAUCGGCUUCUACGCAGCCUACAUGUUUGUCCGCAAGAUCUAUGCUGCUGUGAAGAUAGACUGAGUGGGUGGACCAACACUGGGCCCACUGGAUCCUCGGACAGGAAGCCACCCUGCGUGGGGACUGCAGGCACACAAAAUAAACUAACUCGUGCUCAUUUGGAAUGUAACUCCUGGCACAGUGUUCCUAGACCCCAGGCUGCAUGGGGGGCAGGAGGGCCUAUAGAUAACCCUUCCAUUUCCUUCAUCUCAUCCAGUCUGUAGGGAUACAUUUUUCUGUGGUUGGUUUUCUUCAGCUAAGAGUCGCUGUCAGCAGGAGCUUUCUGACCUGUUAAUUCAGGUUCUUUUUGGUUUAGGUUGGGUUUUUUGUUGUUUUUCGGUUUGGGGAUUUUCUUUUUUUUUGGGGGGGGGGGGAUGCAGAUCCGGGAUGGAUAAAUGUGGGGUUUUGGUCACUGUCCCCAUCAGCUCCUCAGAGUUGUUGGCCACCCUACCACUAACUGGAAGAGGAAACGCCGGGGCUGCAGUGAGGGCUCCAAGCUUCUCAGUGCCAACCUAGCCCUGCCAGCCCCUCCUCCCAUUCUCUUCCCCAGCCUGCCCUCUGCCACCCAGAGCAAGGUUGCCUGCCAGCCAGGUCUUUGGUCAUCGUUUUAACUGGGAACACUUGGUCACUACAAGGACAUGUCCUGGUUCCCUGGGACAGCAGAAUCCCCUCCUCAAAGCAGCCAGAGUUUACUGACCACCGAGGAAGAAAUGAGACCUGCAGUGACUGUUCUCGUGCCAAGAAGCCCUGGGCCAGGACCAGGUGUUUCCAGAGCCAAGUGCCCAUGUGUGUAUGGGAAGAAGUGGCUAAAGCCACUAGACUAGGGUGCUCACCCCUCAAGAUUGAUCCCCUGUCUUUCCCUCAGGGGCUCCGCACUUUGUAAAGGGUGAUGGUGGACCCCCUUCCCUUACUUUCAGGUCUGGAGUCUUCAGAUCUCUUCCUUGAGGCGGCCAGGGAGAGGAUCUCUCUCUCUCUCUCUCUCUC
This is a messenger RNA of Mus pahari (shrew mouse), 3104 nucleotides long. It is a transcript of the gene Tm9sf4, whose product is annotated as transmembrane 9 superfamily member 4. The coding region runs from base 213 to 2144 and encodes 643 amino acids. The record is from RefSeq and is a predicted model, not a curated record. Lineage: Eukaryota; Metazoa; Chordata; Mammalia; Rodentia; Muridae. Gene Ontology annotation, biological process: protein localization to membrane. Gene Ontology annotation, cellular component: membrane. The transcript has 18 exons.